Molecule: messenger RNA, 1938 nt
Organism: Cadophora gregata
Lineage: Eukaryota; Fungi; Ascomycota; Leotiomycetes; Helotiales; Ploettnerulaceae
Exons: 3
Coding region: 1-1938 (645 amino acids)
Source: RefSeq, a predicted model, not a curated record
AUGGAAGAUACUGAGACGCAACCGACUUCAGCUGCGCUUGAGAGCAAACCGUGGGAUCCUGUUGACUUGGUUCUUGCUUCAGCGAAAGAUUAUGGCCCUUUUAAGCCGAGUAACUUACGAGCCACUGACGAAUUCCCUCUUCAUGCCUUUUUCAACCGAGAAUCUUGGUCGUCAGUGAGUGAUGAGGACUACAACAUUCUCCGCCCCAGCAUGCAGUUCGCAUCGAAUCUGAUCCAAGCCGGCAUGCAUUACCUCUGCUCGUUUGUUCCAUCAAGCAGAGCUCACGACCACUUGGCGGAUGAACGAGUCGGCGUCCAGGGCUCAUAUCAGGUAGAUCCACAGUCGUGGACCGAAGAAGAUUUCCAUGAAACCAGAGAAGAACUUGUAGAAAUAGCCAAAUGCGUCGAGUGGGAAUUGAAUGGCACGAUAGCGAAAGACAACAAAUGGCUGGGAAUUACCAGACUGGUCACAAGCGAGAAAUGGGGGCCGCGGCCGUGGAAAGAUCUCUCACGAGAUGAAAUCAUCAAAUCAGACAGCGAAUUGAUGGACCAGGGCGCGUUUCGUCGACAUCUGAAGGUGGGAAUCAUGCAGGAAUAUGUUGACGCUCUGAAGAGGUACUCGGUCUCCAGUGAGGAACACCUACGCGCAACGUUUCUAGCUGCUAUCACCAUGGCGCAUGAAGUCGGGCACAUAGUCUGGCAUCAAGAUUUCCGGUCUAUGGGUUAUGAUAAAGAUGGAGCAGAGCCUUACUUCGCGGACUACAGCAUCUCGGAACUAGGAUGCGGCUUCAUUGCCAGCAUAUUUGAUGGCAAGAACCCCUAUGAAUGUGGUAAACAAGUUCCAACCGACUUCACUCAAGCACUGUACUGGGAGAGAGUACCCAGAAUGGACACCGAUGAACUAUAUCGCACUGAUUACUCGAUGUCCAUCCCGUAUUUAGAGCAGAUUCUCUCGCAAGAAUCAUGGGACCAAUUUGAUCCUAUGGACCCUGACUUUUUGAUUGAUGUUAGGGAUUUGCUCCAUCCUGAAGAUGACUGUUCGGGGGAAGAAAUCGGGUCAGGAGACGCCUACGGGUUUGGGAUAAAGCUUGCAUCAGCGAACACACGAGAGUGGACGGUCUCGCAAUUCGAUGGGACCGAAAAAGUCAUUUGGAAAUCAAGCUAUCUUGAUCGAAGGAUUCGGAGUGAUGAAAAACUCAAAGACGUGUCGGAGGCAGAGAAGGAAUUGGCAAUGUACGAGAUUGGUUUGACGACCCAUGGCGCCUCUGACGAGAUAGGCGACUCGUCCGAUCCCUCUCACACGAGAAACCCUCUUACCCACGGUUUUCGGAAUUGUACUAGACUGGUUGAUGAUGGUGUUGUUGACCUGGACUUAGUUAGUGCCGGACGGCCCGUAGAUCUUAACAUUUUGAAGAGAAUUGAGAUACGGUUCAGAAACAAAUCUGGGGAUUUGAGAGACAAGCCCCAAGCACGCGCACAUCGCCGACGUCAUCGAGAAAGUGGCACACAGAAUUUCAAUAUCUCAAAACUUGAUUGGUUCAGCAAAACGUAUAAUAGCCAAUUCCCUCGAGACUUUCAAUUCGGAGGUGCUGGCGAAGAAUAUGAACCUGCCAAUGUGCUAGAGCUCAUGGCGAACAAGCAACCCGAGAUCAUCGCAAAAACAACAAUCAAGGAUGCAUACCAAUUCUGCAUCGAACGGAGCAUUGGCUUCGAUCGACCACUACCAAGGACAUACGUCGAGCAGAACCAAAAGCUUGAUCUCACAAAGAAAGCAGAUCGAGCUCUCAUCGAGCGGAUACGGCAAUUCUGCUUGGGUGAAGCGGAGAAGUUGUUUGAAGGCAACAAUCAAGCACUCUUGUACAUCUAUUAUGCUGAGACCAAGUACAUCGAUGAUUGGAGCGAAGAGACUUGCUUAAGAAAUGCCAUUGCGAUGGAAUAG